AAGAGUGCAUUUACAGUUAAAUCGGAUGAAAAGAUAAUUAUGCAUAAAACAAGUUCCGAAAUCACAGAACUGUUUACCACUGACAGGUGAGUACUAGCCUGAGAAUCGUUAUAAAUAUCGUAUACUUACGUAUGAUGCACAACAACAACAUUGUUUAUUGGGUCGUGUCGACUACCUACAGAUUCGAUGACGUGUUUGGUAUCGUCGUGAAAGUAACAUUAUUAUCAGAAAUGACAAAUUCUUUCGAUACGACUAAUCGUUCGGAUUUUACAUGGCCUUUCUUGGCGGAGAGACAGCGGAUUUUUGACUGGGACCGAUACGAAUUCAAAGCCGUAGCAGAACAUUCACAUUUUCUGCCACCACAGUCGUUUCAAAACGUAGAGACACUCAAAACGAUACCGUACUCACAAAGAUUGCCUUUUGAUUUCGAUUGCCAUCCGAAACCUAUUUUGAGUAGCCAGCAACCUAUCAAUCAUUAUCCCUCCGAGAAAGUGAUUGAGUACGAUAAAGAUAAAGCAGAUGCAAGAUCGAAUAUUCUGAGGACGAGACCCAGAGUUUUCAAGUGUCCUCAGAUCAGUCUCGAUGAUGUAUCGGCUGACAGGCGGGAUAUGGUGUGCACCUUCGUGUACAGCACUUCAAAAACAAUGAGUGAACUAACUUCUGGCGUGCCAGAGGGUCGUCCGAUUCCCGUCGACAUACCGUCAAAACCAUUCGCAGACCCGGGCAAAUUCCAAAAACAGCCAUUAUAUAAGACCAUAAAUCCUGCUAAAAAUUGGCGGCGUGUCAGCAUUGAAUGGGAUGAAACGCAGAGACGUAUUUUCGGUGGACGGUCUAUAAACUGAUAAUUAUUAAAUUAUAGUUAAAUUGCUUGUGUUUUAUUGAAAUGUGGUGUAUUUAUUUAAUAAAUUAUAUUGCGAAUGGUUUAGAUUUUAUAAGCACGUAAAAAUACCAACUACCAACUAAGUAUGAUUUUCUA
This is a messenger RNA of Myzus persicae (green peach aphid), 976 nucleotides long. RefSeq lists its product as uncharacterized. NCBI's taxonomy places the organism in Eukaryota, Metazoa, Arthropoda, Insecta, Hemiptera, Aphididae. The record is from RefSeq and is a predicted model, not a curated record. The coding region runs from base 132 to 842 and encodes 236 amino acids. The transcript is spliced from 4 exons.